ACGCGCGGGGCCUAGUGGUUGCGGCUGAGGGAGUGAGCGGGUGGGUGUCGCUUUCGCUGAGGGAAAGGAAGAGGUACCCAACAUGGCGGCGGCGGCGGCCAGGAGUGAUUCUGAUGAGGAAGAAGUGGCGACAGGGGACAAGGAGAAGGCCAAGAGCGGCGAGGCGGGACCUUCGGCGCGGGAUGGGGAAGGGGGCGGCGACAGUGACGACGAGGAGGACGUCUACGAGGUGGAGAAGAUCCUGGACGUCAAAACCGAAGGCGGUAAAAUACUAUACAAAGUACGGUGGAAAGGUUAUCCACCUGAUGAUGACACAUGGGAGCCAGAACAACAUUUAGAAGACUGUAGAGAAGUACUUCUUGAGUUUCAAAAGAAAAUAGUGGAAGCUAAGCCUAAACUUGUCAAAAAGGAGACACAGAAGCUGCCUUUAAAUGAUGAUCUCUUUGAAGCAGAUUCUGAAGCAGACAGUGACUGCCAAAGUGAUGCAAAAGGAGAUAUGUCUCCAAAGAAGAAAAAGAAAAAAAAUAAAGAGAAAGAGGACAAAAGCCAUGAUGAGAUGCAAAAGAAAAAAUCUAAACCAGCAAAAUGGAAAGAGAGGCCUGGACUAGAACGUGAAAAUUCCUCUGAUAGUUUGGCUUCAGAUUCAAAACCGAAGAAAAGAACUUCAGAAUUAAAAGAGGACAUGAAAGAGUCCAAAAAACAGAGGAGGGAGGAUACAAAAGAAGCCACUAAAAAGAAGGGAGAAGUCAAAGAUGGGAAGAAAAAAUUAAAAGAGAGUAAAAGUCUGCAAAAAGGAAAACACGGUUCUCAUUUAGAUUUGGACUCCAGCACAUGGGAUGAUUCUCAAGCUGCUGACACUGAAGAUUUGGACUCAGACAGCAGUGAGGAUAAACAUAAUGUGUGUUCUGAAAAAGAGCGGUUCAAAGAGGAACGUAUGUCCUGGGUGUCAGUUCAGCAACCAGACAGUUCAUCAAGCACAGAUGAUAGCUUUGAGUUGAAAGUUAAGAGGAAGAAGAAGAAGCACAAAAAAGCUGAAGAACUUGAAGAUGGUAAAAAAGUUGACAAGCAUCUGGAGAAGAAAAGCACACACAAAAAACAGAAAGGUCCAGAGAAAGCAAAAGCCACCGCAGAGACGGACACUAGGAAGCCAGCAACUCCCGCCGCAGUGCCGAAAGGCAUGAAACUAUCAAUUGAUGAGAGAGGACACAAAUCCACUGAUUCAGCAGGGGAAGUAAGCAGUAAUGCAAAACUGAAACACAAGGAGGCAAAACAGUCCCAUGCCAAGGAUGUCCUUCAGAAGUCAACUGUCAUUGAAGGCAAAGAGAAAAAUGCAAAUUGGAGAGUUGAUGAGGAAAAAAUGAAAGAGAAACCUUCUCAUCAUCCUGUAGGGGAGAGCCUGUUUGAGAAAUUUACCCUUGAUCCUGAAUGCAGUAAAGGAGGAGCCAUGGGCAGCAAGAAAAAUAUUUCUAAAAGUGGCCUGAAUGCUGGAGAUGGCGCCCAAGAAAGAAGCACAUUAUCUAAGGAAAAAGAAAUUAAAAAAGGUGAAGCAAAGGAGAAACUUCAGAAAAGACUUGAUCCGGAAAAGGAAGAUAAGGGGAAAAAAGAACACAGGGGAUUUAAAAGUUUGAAAGAGAUCAAGAAUGCAUUUGAUGUGUUUAGCAUCUCUUCAGAAGAAAAAAAUGAAUACUCGGACAAUCGAAAAAGAGAGGAAUUGGGGCAUGAUUACAGAUCUAUAGAUGAAUUCAAAUCAAAAGACCGACAGUCAUAUAACAGGAGCACAAGAGAUGAGACAGAUACCUGGGCUUACAUUGCCGCAGAGGGAGACCGUGAGGUGACUGAAGAGAGUUCUGAUACAAAGCAACAAACUGUGAGCUUGGGCAUGGACAUGCAGUUAGAGUGGCUCUCAUUGGAGGACUUUCAGAAGCAUCUUGAUGGGGAAGAUGAGAAUCACAUUGCUGUUGAAGCAGUAUCAUCUACUCAGCUGCGAGAUGCUGUUAAAAAUGGUCAGUAUGCUACAGUAAAGAUGGCACUUAAUUCAAAUGAAGAGUAUAAUCUGGAACAAGAGGAUUCUAGUGGAAUGACUCUUGUGAUGCUCGCUGCUGCAGGAGGUCAUGAUGAUAUUCUUCGACUUCUCAUCAAAAAAGGGGCUAAAGUUAAUUGCAGACAAAAAAAUGGAACAACUGCUUUGAUACAUGCAGCUGAAAAGAACAAUCUAACUACUGUAGCCAUCCUCUUGGAAGCUGGGGCCUGCAUGAAUUUGCAGCAAAAUAAUGGUGAAACGGCUUUAAUGAAGGCCUGUAAAAGAGGAAAUUAUGAUAUUGUCCGUCUUAUGAUUGAAAACGGUGCAGACUGCAAUAUAUUAUCAAAGCAUCAGAACAGUGCCCUUCAUUUUGCCAAACAGUGUAAUAAUUUACUAGUGUAUGAACUCCUCAACAGUCACCUGGCCACGCUGUCACGAGUUGCAGAAGAUACAAUCAGGGAGUAUUUUGAAGCUCGUCUUAAUUUGAUGGAACCUGUAUUUGACAUUGCGUGCCACAGGCUUUGCGAGGGACCAGAUUAUUCUUCUGAAUUCACCUACAAACCCCCACAGACUGUGCCUGAAGGAUCUGGAAUUCUUUUAUUCAUUUUCCAUGCAAACUUCUUUGGAAAAGAGGUUGUUGCUCGGCUUUGUGGGCCUUGCAGUGUGCAAGCUGUGGUUUUGAAUGACAACUUCCAACUGCCCGUGUUUCUGCCCCGCAGAGCCAGCCAUCCUGGGAGGACAGAGCAGCUCCCUCAGCGGAUCCACCAGGAUAGUCACUUUAUUUAUUCCUUCAGUCCUAUCCCUGGUCUCAACAAACUUUUCAUAAGAUUGGUAGAAGCUCCUACUGCCAAGGUGAAGUUGCUGAUAGGUGCAUACAGAGUGCAGCUGACCUCAUGAACCUGAAAUUAUUGGUGUUAUUUUUAUUGCAAUACAUUUUCCUUUUUUCUGAUUGAACAGUUUGGAACUCCUAAUGCAUUCUGUAUAUUGCUAUUGCUACAAGCUGUUUAUUUUGACUCUUAAUUUCCUUAUGAACCAUCAUGUGAGUUAUUAGAUAGCCUGUUGAAGACACUGAAUAAGAUUGUUAUUUUGUGUAUAUAUUACUGUAUUUGUGCCAAUAACUAUAAUUCCAUGUCUAAGUUGGAGAGUCCAGACUGUAUAUCUCAACAUUUCCACAAUGUGGAAUGGUGCAAACAUUUUAAGAUAAAAUACAGUUUUUUAAAACCAAGUCCUUGUAAAGGCUAAAAAAAUUGUCCUAAUGUUUUUGCUUAUAUUUAAAUUGUCUUUUCAAAUAUGCAGAACUACAUUUGCUAUUGCUGUUAUACAGGAAGAUAAACAGUAGUUCUGUUUUCUAAAAGAUUGAUGUAACAAGGAGAAUGGGUUUAAACAUAAGCUUAAUACAAGUGAGGCUAGUGGUUGGUUGGUUGGUUCAAAAGUAUGAACAAAAACAAAAAAAACCUGGGCAGAAUUGUGAAAAUUGCCGUUCUUCAUAAAGCUUUAGAAAGUAUUGAACAGACUAGUGUAAUAGAUACAUGCUAUUUUUUUAAAGUAGACCAUAUUUAUAGAUUUAUUCUAAUCUUGUACUGCUAUGUACUGCCCUCGAUUACUUCAUCUUUUGCCCUCAUUGAUACAUUUUUAUUAUAGUUCAGUGUUAAUAAAAAUAUAAAACAUCUAA
Molecule: messenger RNA, 3692 nt
Organism: Anolis carolinensis (green anole)
Lineage: Eukaryota; Metazoa; Chordata; Lepidosauria; Squamata; Anolidae
Gene: mphosph8
Product: M-phase phosphoprotein 8
Exons: 15
Coding region: 83-2917 (944 amino acids)
Cellular component (GO): cilium
Molecular function (GO): protein binding
Source: RefSeq, a predicted model, not a curated record